AUCUAUCCCACUCAUUGUGUUUGUUGCUUAAAGGCUUAAAGCUUGCUCCCCCUCUUCCCUUAUCCUCUCUCUCUCUCAUAUCUAGAGAGAGAAUAUUUUAGAGAGAGAAAAACAAUUCACCCAGCUGCCAGCUCCCAUCUGAAAGGAAUUAGAUAGAGAGAGAGAGACCCACAAGGGAUCAAAUUGAGGGUCAUCUACAGAUGUACUAGCAUAAAAUAUAAUCAUAUAUGAUCAUGGAAGGAGAAAAUGGUAUGUGCAGGCCAAAUUUCCCAUUACAGUUGCUAGAGAAAAAAGAAGAAGAAGAACCAUGUUCUUCAAGCUCCGGCUACCCAUCUCUAGCCAUCUCCGGCGGCGGCGGCGAAUCCAGUCAUCACUUGGUGGACCCUGCAUCCGCGGAGCCUUCUUCCAAGAAGGCUCCACCAAAGAGGACCUCAACAAAAGAUAGACACACCAAGGUGGACGGGAGAGGCCGCCGGAUCCGCAUGCCGGCCACUUGUGCUGCUAGGGUUUUUCAACUCACCAGAGAAUUGGGUCACAAGUCCGAUGGCGAAACUAUCGAGUGGCUGCUCCAGCAGGCGGAGCCCGCCGUGAUCGCAGCCACUGGUACCGGAACCAUUCCCGCCAAUUUCACCUCCCUCAAUAUCUCACUCCGGAGCUCAGGGUCUAGCAUGUCGGCACCUUCACACUUGAGGUCCUCGUACUUUAACCCUAGCUUCACCGCGGCUCAGCUGAGGCCGCGGAGCGAGUGGGAUCGGAGUUUGGACGAUUCGCAGCGUCGGAUUCUGUUUACAGGAAGUGGGUUUUCAUCAGAGAGUUCGAGUUUGAAUUUUCACACCAGUAAUGUGAACAGCAUGUUGCAAGCUAAGCAAGAGUUUCGUGACGCGUGUGUUGUAGCUGCAGCAGAUGAAGCCGAAGCGAGUUUAGGGCGAAAGAGGCGGCAGGCGGAGCAAGAUCUGUCGCUGCAGAAUCAUGUGGGGAGCUAUAUGUUGCAGUCUGCAAGCUCGGGCUCGAUUCCGGCAAGUCAUGGGCAGGUUCCGGCGGUGGCGCCGCUGUGGAUGGUGACAAGCCCUAGUACCAAUCAAGUGAUGGGUGGUGGUGGUGGUGGUCAUGACCCCAUAUGGACAUUACCUUCCCUUGGCAACAGUUCUAAUUUGUAUAGAGGCUCAUCUGUGUCCGCUACUGGGUUGCAUUUUAUGAAUUUUCCUACUUCAAUGACUCUCUUUCAAGGGCAGCAGUUGGGUUCAGGCAUUGGCGGUGGCGGCAGCGGUGGAGGGGUGGUGGCUGACAGCCAAUUAGGCAUGCUGGCGGCUUUCAAUGCGUUUAGGCCGCUUCCGGGUGGCGGUGCUUCGGAGUCUCAGGCAAGUGGCUCUAAUCUGCAUCUUGGAGGAGAUGAUAGGCAUGACACAACUAGUCACCACUCCUAAAUCAUCAAAUUACAAUUAAGUGUAUGGCUUGAUUGAUGCUUUUAUUUUAUAUAUAUAUAUAUAAAUCUAUAUAUAUAUUUGCAACACAAGCUCGGUAUUGAUUGCUUUGAAUUUGAGUUCAGUAUUCCAUUUUGGUGUGAUUAAAUGAGGACCAUUUUUAGGGUUCAUUUGAGAGCUAGAAGUAUAUGAACAAUGAUAUCAAUUUUCAAUGGAUUGGUAUUAAUUUGCUAAUUAAGUCUAGCUCAUUGGGAUUGAGUACUACCAAUAUUAUUAUCUUAAUUGUUAUUGUUUUGUUAA
Cornus florida is the source of this 1721-nucleotide messenger RNA. Its product is annotated as transcription factor TCP15-like. Lineage: Eukaryota; Viridiplantae; Streptophyta; Magnoliopsida; Cornales; Cornaceae. Gene Ontology annotation, molecular function: sequence-specific DNA binding; DNA-binding transcription factor activity. Gene Ontology annotation, cellular component: nucleus. The record is from RefSeq and is a predicted model, not a curated record. The coding region runs from base 228 to 1424 and encodes 398 amino acids. The transcript has a single exon.